AUUGCCUGCAGUGAGCACCGCUGUUUGCAAACACACAGAGAGUACCGCGGCUACAGUCAUUAUUACACAUUGAUGACCUAAUAGCACGCGGAGCCAAUAGCCACGCGCCCCAAAAUGUGCACUAGCUGGUGCAGAUGACGUGCUGCUUUACUGCUAAGUAAGCAAAGUGCAGCGCUAGAGAAGAAAGUGCAAGCUCUACCUUCCCAGCGCAGAGAGGAUUUUGAUCCAGUUGUGUGGAGGAGUAUCUUUCCUAGUUAUCUUUCUAUUAGGAUUAUGUCUGAGGUUAAUGAUGUAGAAAUGAACGAGGAUAAUUGUGUUUGCUUUUAAUGUAUUGCUAUUGUUCAGGGAACUGGGAUGCGAAUACCCUAGUGGAGUUUUCUACCAUCACUUGGGCAUACAACCCUGACAGAAUGGGAAAUCCUUUCUUAAUAGGAGGCUGACUGGACCCUCUUUCGUGUUUUCUAAAAGUGCUGAAUAGGCAGUAGCACAAAGGGAAAAAUCGCUACCAACAUCCUCACCAUCAGCAUCACCAUCGGCUUCUUAGUAGGAAGGGAUACAGCUUCUGCUCAGACACUGAACGCCUUGACAGCUGUUAUCAGAUCGAUACAUCUUAAGUGCUCUACAUGCGUAUUCCGACAGAAGACCCCCAAAUCACGCUGCACUCGCCAUCUGGGGCGCACGCAAACUGCUGAGAAGGGGUCGUGAGCUGCCGUGUAGGUGCCGAAACUUUGGCUAAUGGCAACUGAAAAGGACUAUACAGACCAUUUUCUUGCAAAACAUUUAUUGAUUGCUUUUCUUGUACCAGGAAUGGGCAAUGGAAUGCUUGCCACAUUUGUUACAGCCAAGCACAUUAUUUUUUUUUAUGUCUUUUUCAACUUGCAUGGCUACAGUUUUUCAGAGGUCCUAAGUACAACUGCAAAAGAAGGCCCCAAUGACAACAUUACAGUCUUUACUCGAAUCUUGGAUGGCUUGCUAGAUGAUUACGACAACAGACUUCGCCCUGGACUAGGAGAGACAAUAACAGAAGUGAGUACAGAUAUCUAUGUCACAAGUUUUGGCCCUGUGUCUGACACAGAAAUGGAAUAUACAAUCGAUGUUUUUUUCCGACAAAGCUGGAAGGAUGAAAGACUUAGCUUUAGUGGACCAAUGAAACGUCUUCCUCUUAAUAACUUGCUCGCCAGCAAAAUCUGGACACCAGACACCUUCUUUUUAAAUGGCAAGAAAUCAAUAGCACACAACAUGACAACACCAAAUAAGCUUCUUCGUCUUGAAGAUGAUGGGACUCUACUCUACACCAUGAGGCUGACCAUUUCGGCAGAGUGCCCAAUGCAGCUGGAAGAUUUCCCUAUGGAUGCUCAUGACUGUCCGUUAAAAUUCGGCAGCUAUGCAUACCCCAAUUCAGAAGUGGUUUACAAAUGGACUAAUGAAACUACCAAAUCUGUGGUUGUCUCAAAAGAUGGUUCUCGCCUAAAUCAGUAUCACUUAAUGGGUCACUCAGUGGGCACAGAAAAUGUCAGCACAUCUACAGGUCACUACACUGUCAUGACAGCGCACUUCCAUUUGACAAGAAAGAUUGGCUAUUUUGUGAUUCAAACUUAUCUACCCUGUAUCAUGACAGUGAUCUUGUCGCAGGUCUCAUUUUGGUUAAACAGAGAAUCAGUCCCUGCUCGAACUGUGUUUGGUGUAACUACAGUGCUGACAAUGACAACGUUAAGCAUCAGUGCACGCAACUCUUUGCCAAAGGUGGCGUAUGCAACCGCGAUGGACUGGUUUAUAGCUGUUUGCUAUGCUUUUGUGUUCUCUGCUUUAAUAGAAUUUGCAACGGUAAAUUAUUUUACAAAAAGAAGCUGGGCAUGGGAUGGCAAAAAGGCAUCAGAAGCUGCUAAAAUCAAGAGAAAGGAAGCUGCGCUUUUAUUAAGAAAUCCUAACAAUGCCCCCAGAGGUAGGGUUCUUGCUGGCUCUUCUAAUAUUGGGAAGGAUUCCACUCUGUCAACAAUUUCAAACUGUACGUCUAUCCCACUGAAACCCCCUGAGGAUAAAACAAGCGACAACAAAAAGACUUACAACAGUGUCAGUAAAAUUGACAUAAUGUCAAGGCUUGUGUUCCCGGUCCUAUUUGGUACAUUCAACCUGGUUUACUGGGCAACUUAUUUGAACAGGGAUCCUUCAAUUAAAGGUGCUUUUACUCCUACGUAAAGUGCCAGAAAUGCAAAUCUUUUAAUUGCCUUCACUGUAAUAGCCAUACUGAGAUGAAAUGCAACCAAGGAAUUUGACAAAUCUUAUACACUUUUAUAUUCUUCUACUUUUGCUAGACAGUUGCUUCAAUUUCUCACAUUGUACUGCAUGUCUUUUGUUGUGUUAAUAAUAUGGCAGAAUUGCUUUUGUUCUUUCUCUAUUUAAGCACCGGGAAUGAUUAUUUAAAUAAAAGUGGUAAAUUGUGUAACAAUAAAAUCUUAUGACUAUGUUUAUACUUAA
Messenger RNA from Protopterus annectens (West African lungfish), 2475 nucleotides. It is a transcript of the gene GABRA5, whose product is annotated as gamma-aminobutyric acid type A receptor subunit alpha5. Gene Ontology annotation, molecular function: GABA-gated chloride ion channel activity; transmitter-gated monoatomic ion channel activity involved in regulation of postsynaptic membrane potential; GABA-A receptor activity. NCBI's taxonomy places the organism in Eukaryota, Metazoa, Chordata, Ceratodontiformes, Protopteridae. Gene Ontology annotation, biological process: regulation of postsynaptic membrane potential; gamma-aminobutyric acid signaling pathway; monoatomic ion transmembrane transport. Gene Ontology annotation, cellular component: GABA-A receptor complex; postsynapse; neuron projection. The transcript is spliced from 10 exons. The coding region runs from base 736 to 2196 and encodes 486 amino acids. The record is from RefSeq and is a predicted model, not a curated record.